AUGAUUGAUGACGUCGAGGAUGUGAGGAUUUCCUCUUUUCAACCAUUUGAAACAAUUUCUUUAGCUGCGAGACAGCGCGAAAAUGAUCGUCUUAGUCAGAGUCGUGUAAUGUACUUUGACGAAGACAUGGUAGAUUCAGUCUCUUUGACAACUUUGGAACGACCAAAAAAGCUGUCUCCUGAUCCAGGCGUGAUAAAACUUCACGGAUUUCUGCCAUCGGAUUCUUCGUGGGUUUCUCCUCAUGCUUCAGAAACAAGUCCAGCUGAUGUGGGGUAUUCAACGUGCCGCUCCAAGUCCUCAUUAUCUGCACCGUCCGUUUCUUCUGCAUACCUUACGGAUGAAAUGACGCCAGAAUUUGCAUUUACUCAGUACCAGCGGCGCUCUGAGGACCAAGCUUGUCAAGUUUGCGGUCAGCCCUCAGUCGGCUUUCAUCAUCGCGCUUACAAGUUUUUCACUCGCCACCUGACCAACCGAAUCAAGAAGGACAAGCCAGCCACCGCUGACGGCGAGCCAUCGAAACCAACCCACGGCGACGUCUACGCGGACUUGAGCGUCGCCUGUCCGAUGGGCGGGAACUGCAAAAUCGAGGGACCCGGCAGAGGAAAGUGCCCCCACUGCCGCUUCCGGAAGUGCCUCGAUCUUGGCAUGAGUCUUACACACGCACCACCGGUCUGGGGCUGCGUGGUGCCCUGUAGCGUCUCCCCUAACCUCCCCUCGCCCCCGCCUCCCCAACUUGCUUUCGAACUUGCAACGCCUUCGAAGGGUGAAUUACGCAACGCCUCGGCAUAUGGUGCUGCUGUCGAAGCGUUCGCGUCUGACUUGACGCAGACGAUGGCUCUGUGGCGCGCUACCCCCCACUUCUGUCGUGCACGCGUCGUUUCCGAUCUCCACCCCCACCCCCGGCCAUUCUAUUUCUGGUGUGACCUCGUUCGCGUGAAUGCACCCCCUGGCGGUGAACUCGGCUGUGAUGUCUCGAAGAUACCCUGCCGGGUGUGCGGUGGUCCCUCGUCCGGCUUCCACUUUGGGGCUCUGACCUGCGAGGGCUGCAAGGGCUUCUUCCGGCGCACAGUCCACUCCAGCAGCAUCCCGCAGUGUUUGGGCAACCAGACCUGCCGCAUUACUCCGUCCAACCGCAAUAUGUGCAAGAGCUGCCGCUUCAAGAAGUGCCUCGAAGUGGGCAUGUCGCAGAAACGAAGCCGUGUUGGACGCCAGCCGAAUGCCAUCAAGUACUACUGCGUUCGAGAGAUAUCCCAGCGCGAGCAGAAUGGUGCUCUUCCGUCUCCGGACGAGUCGAUUUACCCCAAACGCCUCGCCACCCAAACUCACCCUCCCACCGGUGUAUCCCCUACCUCUCCAACUCAACUCCAGUCCAGUCUUCGGCUGCCGAGUCCCGUGAAGCGAUCUCAUAGCAGCUUCGAUUUGAUUGGUGCUGCGGUGCCGGCAGCUACGACGACGUCAGUGGACUUGGUCGCCGGGGACGGUGGUGGAUCGAGGAGUCGAGCUUCCACGCUGAGUACUUCAUCUGGCGUCUCGUCGUCCAGCGUAGGCUUCCAGAACCGUCUGGACCCCCAACAAACCUCUCCGGUUAUCUCGUCUUCGUCCUCGUCAAAGGGAUUCAAGCCUGGAGACCUGCGAGAAUUCGACGUCGGCGUGGAUGCCUUGGAUGGUAGCUUCUGUCAGCAGCUCGCGUCGGUGCCUAUGGCGAGCUCCUUCGCUAACCAGUUUCUCUUGAACCCUCAAUUCGCGGGUGGGAGCUGCUCCUCGCAAUUCCACCACAAUCAACCCACUCCGACGACGGAGUUUCUGCGCCAACUCGCCAAACACCACCCCUCAAUGGUGGCGGCAGCAGCUGCGAGUUUGCUCUGGGGCAACCCCCCCGCUGGGUCCAUGUUCGAGUCCGGCCGUGGCCAGACCGGCCCCUCCUCGCCUCCCCACCCCUGCUGCUCGCAGAGGUUCCACCUUCAGCAUCCGCAACCGGCGACCGCCUUCCAGCCUGUCGCCACGACCUCCCGAUCGGAGUCGGGCGGUGUUCGGGCGAACGAAGAACGCGCCUCCACCGAUGCCGAGUCGAAUCGGAACGAUCUGGCCGCAAGUCAGCGCCUUCACGGAGACGUUGUGCGAGCGGGGUCUGAGGCAGCUUCGUGUGUGCGGGAUGGCAUCAUGACGAACGUCUUCGUGAGUCUAGCGGAGUUCACCCAGGCAAUCGAACGAGCCGCCGACUUCCUCAAAUCCGAGCGACUACGGCUGAAACGAUUUCGAAAUGACGCCAAACCCAGGUUCACCAUAGCCGACACGGCUGAACGCGUUUGGUCGCAAAUGAUGCGGCAGUUCGUCUCGCACACGAGAAUGGUCGUCGACUUCUCUAAACUCAUUGCAGGUUUUAACCGUCUCGGCAUCAACGAUAGACGGCAACUCAUCCGCGCUGCUAUGUACCCUAUCAUGCUGAUCGAAUUGAGCAGGGAUUUUCAGAACAACGGCUCCCUCUCCUACAACUACUUCGACUUUCCAUCAGUUCAAAUCCUUAAAAUACGGCCGCAGGCGCUUGUUGGCUGCUUCCACACACCCACUUUCUCUGUCAUCAUCCUAAUCAUGUCUCUCCAGAUCGCAGAUGAGCACGAGCGGGACGUAAUCAUCCAUCACUUCCCUCCCCUUGUGAAAAUCGUCUCCCACCUCGUCCAAUCCGGCAAAGUGCUCCAGCACUUGAAGUUGGAUGACAAAGAAAGCACCAUCAUAUGCAUCCAGGAGCUUCUACGGCACAAGAACGAGCUGGAGGAUCCGGCUUCGUGUGAGCACCUCUUCCUUCUCUCGAUGCAGGCUCUGGUGAAUCACGAGCAGCGAAAAUCCAAAUCCGACGCAGCGAGUGAGCGCCUCACGACCUUCACCCAGCUCCUGCCAAUGCUGAACCAAUUGAACGCGGAGCACCACGAAGUGUUGGGCGAGAUUCGCUCGACGUACCCCCACCUCGUCUUCCCCGAGCUCUACACGGAGAUGUUUGCCAUCGGCGCGGAGAAGCCGCCGCAUUUCUUCCAAGCCGAUGCCAGCUGCAGUGGCCUGUGA
Molecule: messenger RNA, 3057 nt
Organism: Mesocestoides corti
Lineage: Eukaryota; Metazoa; Platyhelminthes; Cestoda; Cyclophyllidea; Mesocestoididae
Source: the annotation of a GenBank genome assembly